Molecule: messenger RNA, 4579 nt
Organism: Phaedon cochleariae (mustard beetle)
Lineage: Eukaryota; Metazoa; Arthropoda; Insecta; Coleoptera; Chrysomelidae
Source: the annotation of a GenBank genome assembly
AUGGCCGCCGACUCGGGAAUGGAAACUUGUCCCUCGCCAGAGGCAGCCGACUCCAGGAAAAGACCACUCGACGGGGAUGCUGAAAACGGGGACAACAAGCGCUCCCACUUCAGUUCAGAUGGUGCAUCUGACGAGGAUAAAGCAAUUUCAGGCGGAGAUGGAACUUUCCAUUUCAAAUUGUUGGUACCCAGUGUCGCCGCUGGCGCCAUCAUCGGCAAAGGCGGCGAGACUAUCGCCCAACUGCAAAAGGAGACAGGAGCCCGCGUCAAGAUGUCCAAGUCACAUGACUUCUACCCAGGUACGACGGAACGCGUCUGCCUGAUAACGGGCAGCGUCGAGGCCAUUAUCAACGUGAUCGAGUUCAUAAUGGAGAAGAUUCGGGAGAAACCGGAUCUGACCAAGACGAUAUCGGACGGCACGGCUGACGGGAAGAUGCACGAACGCGAACGACAAGUGAAAAUAUUGGUGCCCAACUCGACGGCAGGCAUGAUCAUAGGCAAAGCGGGAAAUUAUAUCAAGCAGAUCAAAGAAGCGAGCGGAUCGUACGUCCAGAUUUCGCAAAAAGCCAAAGACGUCAGUUUGCAAGAGAGAUGCAUCACUGUGAUAGGAGAUAGAGAACAAAACAGGCAAGCUUGCUUGAUGAUCAUAGGCAAAGUGGUGGAGGACCCCCAGUCCGGCGCCUGUCUCAACGUCUCCUACGCCGACGUGAACGGCCCCGUGGCCAACUUCAACCCGACCGGCUCGCCGUUCGCCAAUCAGCAGACGGCAGCGGGCGCGUUCGGCGCGUCCACCGCCACCCUGAACGCCGCCGCCGCCGCUGGGCUCGGCGCCACCGUCUCGCAGGGCCUCGUACUCAGCGGCGGCGGCAUCAGCCUAAGCCUCAAUCUGACGGCGCCCGGCCAGAACAUCUCUAAUCUGACGGCGCAGCUGUUGGAUCACAUCAAGGUUCAACUGAGAAGUUCUGGAUUCGGAGAUUCGCAAAUAGUCGAAAUUUGCACGGCACUGACGGUCUUGGCCAAAUACGGAAUCAUCUCAGUAGGCUUGGAUUGUUUUUUCCCAGGUAUCAGUGGGGCGCAUCCCAGUGCACUGCCCGUUUCCAAUUACCUUAGCGUGAUGGAUCAAACGGGUACGACGAAUACCAGUACCGGCGUGUUCGGAGCCAUCGGGCAAGUCAGUUUAGGAGACUGUUUAGGUGCGAAUUCGGCCGCCCCCCGCUCCGCCCUCGAUCGCUACGAAUCCGCUUUCGAUCCGUUCAGGCACCAGGUGUCCGCCGCGACGGCGCCCAUCUCGCUCAACAACAACAGCUUCGGCUUGGGCACCACCGCCGGCCAGCAACAGGUGGCCAUGCUCAGCAAGAGCCCCACCCCCGCAGAGCUCAACGGCAACAAGGACACGAAGAACGUCGAGAUCGCCGAGGUGAUCGUCGGCGCCAUCUUAGGUCCGGGCGGGCGAUCGCUCGUCGAAAUCCAGCAGAUCAGCGGCGCCAACAUCCAAAUCUCCAAGAAGGGCAUCUUCGCGCCGGGCACGCGCAACCGCAUCGUCACGAUAACCGGCAACCCGCACGCCAUCACCACCGCCCAAUACCUGAUCGAGCAACGGAUCGCCGAAGAGGAGAUGAAAAGAGCGAGGAACAACGGCCUCGGCACGCUCGCGAUACAGUGAUCGACCUAACCGCCACCGCACCUAACCUCUCUCACUCUCUCUCGAGAACCUAACCUCAAACGGCAGAACGGAGGGACGGUUCACGCUGCACGUAACGUCAACGUAACGCGAACAUAACGUCAAGGUAAUUGGCUGGCAAUGGGCUCAAUGUAAACACCUAACCUGGAAGGGAUUCUCUGGGAACGCCGUGAUCCGGAAGGUCUACUCUCGACUGACGACCACGGCGACAUAGGCAAACAAUGGUACGUUUUUGAUGACCGGGCUAACGUCUGUCUCUGAAAUUAUUGAACUUUAAUAAAAAAAAUAGCAAAAAUAGUGGGUCAGGUCACAGGUCAUGUUCUAUUUAGUUUCUUAGAUAAAAUUAGCAACUGGCAAGUACCAUUUUACAUCGACCAUUCAAGUUUAAAAAUUGCGAGACAGGAUCCUAUAGGUAUUUUUGUAUUGGUUGCCGACGAGUUUCUGAUAAACAGAAGAUAUGUUGGACAAGUAAUUAUUACUAUGGAGGUUAUUGAUUGGAGAAAUAUUCAAGAUACUGAUGUGUGGGCUUUUUUCAGAUAUUUCUCUACUAAGUCAUCAAAUGAGCUAAUUUUUUGUUUUUUUGUCUGAUUCUCAGUGUGAUCUGAGUUGUUUCAGUAUCUUGCUAUAAUAUUAUUCUGAAGUUGUGACCACCUACUCAAUUUGAUAUCAUCAUUUGGAAUCAUGGAAUCCCAACUUAUUAUCACCUAGUUAAACUUGGACCUGCAUCUCAUUCAAUACUACAACUUGGGAAGAUAUUUUCAUUACAUUUGACUGGAAACCUAAUUGAUAAAAAUAAAUUUCACCCUCUGUCUCACAUACUUUCCAAUCUAACUGAGGGUGUCUUGAUUCUUAGCAAAAUUCUCAGGAAUGAUCCAUCUCUAAGCGAAAAUGUAUCUUAUCUAAUAAUAUCUGUUUCAACGAAAUAAAUUGCACACACUGCAGAUAUAUUGUACAGGAUGAGCGGAACUCAAUAUCUCACCUAUAUCAUAAGAAAGAAAAACGAUGGAAACAUUUUGAAAAGAAGAAACAACAAUCAAUUCACACCAACAAAUCCAGUCCUUUUGAUAAAACAAAACACGCCAAAUGAAGCGAUAUUUCACAUAACUAAAAACAAAUACUCCUAUUAUUGGAUAAAAAAAAAUACACACCUAUCCGACAUUGAACAACACGAGUAUUAAAGAGGCAGGUUACCGUAGCACAAGAUAUCUCUGUUGCAGCUGCCCCUGACACACUGCUAUUCGAGAAAACGGCAGUCUCCCUUCCAGUUGUUUACAUUGAGUUCAUUGACUGCUGCUGGUACUCAAUGUUAAUGCGCAGGUCUGAAUAACGUUAAAUAUGCAUGUAACGCUAACAAGUGCUGAGCAUUCUCGAAGGUAAUAUUUAGUACCUUCAAUGUCGUUGUAGGACGUCAAAAUAUGGUAGGACUUCAAGAUAUGCUGAGCGUAACGGGAACACUAUAAAAAUAACGUCCAAUCUGUCAAGGGCAAUGUAUUAUACAAAUGUAAACAUUCAUUUCACGUAGGACUUCCACAUAUGCUGAGCAUAAUGUGAACACUAUAAACGUAACGUCAAGUCUCUCAAAGAUAUAAUUUUAUAUACCUUCAAGGUCAUUGCAGGACAUCGAACUAUGGUUUGAACAACGUUACAAAUAUAAAUGUAAUGCCUCAGCGCUCUUUGAUGAUCUUUUGGUUCAUUUAUGUCUCAUAGGACUUCAACAUAUGCUAAGCAUAACUCCAAGUGAACAACAGAACAAUUAUGAAUAUAACGCUUUUAGAAUGUCUGGUCUGGUGACAGUGAAUGUCACUUUAGGACGUCGUUGCGGCUACAAAUGCUGAGUAUAACUUGAACAUCGUGAACAUAAUUUUACCUCCAAUGCCACUGCAGGACUAAAAAUAUUUUGGUUUUCAUAACGCCUCAGCGCUCUUUGAAAAUGUCUGGUGAAUUCAACGUCGCGUAUGACGUGAACACUAUAAAUAUAUAUAAUGAAUAUCAAUUUUGUAAACUUUUUGAAAUUCAAUGAAUCAUACAUCUACACAAAAAAAUAUACCUUCACUGUCAUUGCAGGUCGUCAGAAUAUGGUUUGAACAACGUUACAAUAAAAAACAUAACGCCUCAGCGAUCUUAGGUCUAGUACAAUCGGUGUCACUAUGAAGUUAACAUGCUGAGCAUGAUGUUGACCUUACAUAAACAUAACUUCAUGUAUCUUCAAGGUAAUAUAUUGUACCUUCAAAUGUCAUUGUAAUAUAACGCUUACAUGCAUAAUUAUGGUUAAUCUCCAGCAUUCUUGGUCAUAAAACGAUAGUCAAAAUAAAAUGCACGGGCAAAUUUCAAUAGAUUCGAAUGAUUUCACCUGCAAGUAUAAGUUCUAAAUAGAACAAAUUUUAUGCAAUGUUGGCGUUGACGUUCUGUGUCGUGUAAACCGUGCUUCCGCCAUUUUAAUUAGGUAGCCUCGAUUGAAAAAGUCGUCAUUCUUGUCUAAAUUGUCGGUGAUAAAGGGCACACUGGUAGGUGCCAGCGUUUUUGUAUUGUUAUUACAAUGUUUAUGGGAAUUCUUUCGAACAUUUUGAUAACUGCAUCUCAAAAAUACUGGAUUUGUUACCUGAAUAUACAUUUAUUUGCUCAACCUGUUGAAAUCGAUUUUUUUCUAUAACAAUUCCUAUGAACGUAGCAUGCGAUGAAAAGAAAUAACCGUGAAAAAUAAAUUAUCAAGAAGAAUUACAGUUUAUGAAAAUAUUCCAUAGGGUUGAUCAAAUCUGCAACCUUUUGAGAUGUAGGUUUGAAAAUGUUCGGAAGAAAUUUCAUGUUGUCCACAUUUGUUUUUGUUGUCAACUGUACCCCGUACAGUAUAAUUUUAUAAGUGCAUGUUUUUUUUAUUGUAAAAUAUAAACAAUUGUUUUUC